AAAUCUAAAUAACUUUAGAAAAGCACAAAAUUGUUAUUUAUUUCGGAAAAAUACUAUUAAGUGAACCAAAAAACUAUAAAGUAAUGUCUGAAAUAUGGAAUUUGAGUACAUUGUGCCGUUGUUGUCACGCCGAUGGACACUUUAAAAGCCUAAAGUUAACGUAUCAAGGUAAAAAAUGUGUCGAAAUUUACGAAAAUAUGCUAAAAGACACCUUGGGGAUUAUUAUAUCUAGACCGCAGUUAGAAGCUAGUUACACAAUAUGUGAGGAAUGUAUUGACAAACUUAGAGAUGCGACGGACUUCAAAACGCAAGUGCAGAGUUGUGAGCAAAAGUUUAAGGAGUAUUGUGAAAAUGAACAAUUCUUUACACACCCAGAGGUUAAGGUAGAGGACGAUUUGGAAAAUAGUUGUUGCCACAGCAACGGUGAUAGUGAAAAUAAUUAUGAUGAUGACGAUGACAAUAACUCUGUCAUUGAUCAUUCGACAACAAACAUUAAAGAAGAACUUAUGAUUGAAAUUGACAAAACUGAAAACUUUGAGGACUUGAAAGAAGAAAAACCUGAAAAUGAAAUUCUCAUCCCUGUGAUAAAUCCUUUAGAAGAUAAUGAAAAUUUGGACGUAGAUGACAAGAAAAUUAAUAAUAAUAAAACAUUAAUUAAAGAUAAAGAAGUUACAAAUAAAGGAAAGGCCACUGUAAAUCAGAUAAUCGAUGAACACAUAAUAAAAGAAAAAAUAGGCAAAAAAUCUAACUACUCUUGCAAAGAGUGCGGUGUAUCAUUUACUAAUAUAAAAAUUAUGAAUAAACACCUUUCUGGGCACCGUAACAUGGUGUACAAGUGCGAAAAUUGUCCUGAAGUUGUAAAAUCCCACCAUAAUCUACUAAAACAUUUAGAAAUACAUAAAAAUAGCGACAAAGAUUUACAAUGCAGCCUAUGCCCAAGGACAUUUUCAAAAAAGGACAUUUUUGACGCUCACACACAAGUGCACAUGUCCCUAAAAACGCAACCAACCUGUGAUAUAUGUAAAAAGAUAUUUACAACAAAAGGCACUUUGAUCAGGCACUUGAGAGUUCACAGUGGGACCAAUAAAAGUAUUCUAUGCGAAAUCUGCGGCUGGGGAUUCAACGAUAAAACAAAUUUAAACAAUCAUAUUAACACGGUACAUAGAAAACUAAAGCCUUUUGAGUGUCACAUAUGCAACAAGAAGUUUCCAACUAGACGCAGUCAUAGGGAACAUACGAAUAGACAUUUACGUAAUAAAGAACUAUACUCCUGUAGUUCUUGUGACUGGAAAACGCACAGCGAAAAGAAAGCUCAAACGCACACUCUAAAACACGAAAACAAAUACAUGUGUAGGAUCUGUCCGGAGAUUUUUGACGAUCCCAAAUCUAGGAAGAGUCAUGUGUACACGAAACAUUGUUCUAAAUAUAAGUGCACAGUUUGUGGCGCUUGUCUAGCCAACCAGUAUACUUUAGAAAGACACCUAGAGUGUCAUAAAGGCGUUAAACGAUUCAGCUGUAGCGUUUGCGGCGAAAAAUUCUUACAGAAAGCAACUCUUAUAAGGCACAGUUUGAGAAAACAUAAACCCGACGUCUUAGUCGAUGUAGGGAAAACGAAAUGUAAGAUCUGUAAACGCAGUUACAUGAACAUCGGAGAACAUUUAAAGAGACACCAAAUUAGAAACUUUGCGUGCGAUAUUUGUGGGCAAGCUUACGCUACGAAAAGUACUCUGAAUCGACAUAAGCAGCAGAAGCACUUUGGCAGAUGUUUCUAUUGUGGAAUUUGUAAUAAAAAAUAUAUGCAGAAGUCGAAAAUGUUUACGCACAUGUUUAAGGUACAUAAAGUUGAAAAGAAAGGGAAAGAGAUAGACCAAGUUGAAAAUGACAUAGUAAAGGUAUGAUCUUUUUUGAUUUGUUUGAUUACCUGAUGGUAAGCAAUCAGCGUCGCCCAUGGACACCCGCAACGACAGAGGAGUUACGAGUGCGUUUUUGACCUUUUGGGGAUUUUGGGGAACGGAUUGGGGUAGGCGAAAAAUUGGGCCUCCGGUAACCUCACUCACACGGCGAAACACAACUCUUUUUCACGCCGGUUUUAUGUGAGGCCGUGGUGUCACUCUGGUCGAGCCGACCCAUUCGUGCCGAAGCUUGGCUCUCCCACACUUUUCUCUCUUUUUUGGCUCCGCCGGCUAUUUGUUAAGAACCA
Molecule: messenger RNA, 2200 nt
Organism: Spodoptera exigua (beet armyworm)
Lineage: Eukaryota; Metazoa; Arthropoda; Insecta; Lepidoptera; Noctuidae
Source: the annotation of a GenBank genome assembly